Messenger RNA from Rotaria sp. Silwood1, 2862 nucleotides. NCBI's taxonomy places the organism in Eukaryota, Metazoa, Rotifera, Eurotatoria, Philodinida, Philodinidae. The record is from the annotation of a GenBank genome assembly.
AUGGCACAUCGUUUAAAUCAACUGCGAACAUCAACUUUGACAACUCAUGAUCAAUUCACAUCUCUAUCAUCUACUGUUACGUCGUCUCCACGUACACCAGGAAAAAAACUUACUAAAGGUGAUCCUAUUGUUACUGGUAUUCGAUUACGUCCAUUUCUCGAACGAGAAUCUGCUAUUGAUGAUACACCAGCUGUACAAAUCUUUGAAAAUAAUGUUAUUUGUACACAAAAUAGUCGACCACAAAUAUUUAAAUUUACACAUUGUUUCGAUGCUUCUGCAAAAAAUAAAAAUGUUUAUGAUGGAAUAAUUCGAUCAGCUGUUCUUGCUUCUUUACAAGGAUACAAUACAACUGUUUUAGCCUAUGGUCAAACAGCAUCAGGCAAAUCACAUUCAAUAUUUGGUUCAUCAUGUGAAGAAGGCAUAUUAUCAUUAAGUAUUCAUGAUUUAAUAACAAUGAAUGGAAAUAAUCAUUUAAAAUUUGAAUUAAGUUUUCUUGAAAUUUAUAAUGAAAAAGUAACAGAUUUACUUGCAAUACCAACAACAUCAAAUGAACAUUCAAAUCAAAAAUCAUCCACUAAAUCUUCAACAACAUUAUCUUUCUCUAAACAAGCACGUACACAUAUUUUUAAUAAACUUGUACCAAAUUCAAAUACAACAAAUACUUCAACACGUACACUUGAAAUUCGUGAACAUCCUUCACUUGGUCCAUAUGUUCCUGAUUUAAAAUACAUUCAAGUUAAAAGUAAAGAAGAUUUUCAAAAUGUUUUAAAUUUGGGUAAUCAACAACGUUCAGUUGCAUCAACAAAUGCUAAUCAACGAUCAUCAAGAUCUCACGCUAUAUUUACUGUUAAAAUAAGUCGUAUUGAUAUACCACAAUCAACAAAUAUGCGUUUAUCAUUUGGAUUAAAUACAGCUCAUUCUUUAUCAAAUAUUGGAAAACAUUCAACAUUAUCUAGUUCAUCAAAGAAAAGUGCAAAACAACAAGCACAAGAUGAAUUAGAUGCACAAGCUGUACGAUUAAAUUUUGUUGACUUAGCUGGUAGUGAAAAGUCACAACAAUAUAAUGGAACUCAAGGGAAAAAUGAUCGAUUUGCGGAAAGUGUUCAUAUCAAUCAAUCGUUAUCGACACUUCGUAAUGUAAUUGAUGCAUUAUCUCGUCAACAAAGUCAUAUUCCUUAUCGUGAUUCAAAUUUAACUUAUCUAUUAAAAAAUAGUCUUGGUGGCGAUGCAAAGACAUUUAUGUUAGCAACAAUUAGUCCAUCAUCGACUGUUAUUGAUGAAACUAUUAAUACAUUACGUUAUGCUGGCCUUGCUUCAACAAUAACUAAUGUACCUCGAAUAAAAACUCCACAUUUACGACAUGAAAUUGAUGAAUUACGUGAAGAAAAUGCACGUCUUAAACAAGAAUUAUUUCUUGUUAAAUCUAAAUCAAUGCCAUCAAUACAUCCAACAAUAAAUAAAAUAACUUUACCACGUAUUGAUGAAUGUAUACAAACAAGUUUUCAACUUGAACCAUCAAUAUCACACGAAGAAUUAAAUAAUGAUGAAAAACUUGAUACUGUUGAUGAAGAAAUUUUAGCUCAAAUUGAAAAUCAAUGUCGUCGACCGAAAAGAAAACGAUUAUCUGAACAACCACUUCAUGAAAUUGCGAAAGUACGUAAAAUUGAUGAUACAAUGCUUCAUCGACGAUUGGGAACAAUUCUCAGUUAUGUUACCGAUGAUUUUUCAAUAAUCAAUGACAAUGGAAUUCUUGUUAUUUCAAAUGAAUUGAAUAUCAAUGUUAAAAAGGAUUCAUCAUCAUGGAUGAAUGCCUUAGAAACGUUCGAUCGAAAUAUUGAUAUUAAUUCAAUGACGAAAAAAGAGAUCAAAAGAAUGACUUCAAAGCAUGAAUUAACAAGAGAUCCAUCAGACACAUCGUCUACUUCAUUUCAUUUCGGACAACUUGUGUGGGCAAAAUUGGCAUCAGCACCAUUUUGGCCUGCUGUUAUAUUUACUGAAGAAAAUCAAGAUUGGAUUCGUCAUAAAGGAAAAUCUACUUAUGUGCAUGUUUUCUUUUUCGGUGAAACUGCUGAACGAAGUUGGAUUCAAACGACACGUGUUUUACCAUUUAUUGGACCAGAAAAAUUUAGUAGACAACGUAGAAAAUGGCGUCGUAAAAUGAAAAGUAAAUCACGAGAAGAACAAAGAUUAACAUUAAAAGAUAAAUCCAAUUUAAAUAUUGCUAUUAAACAAACAAUUAAAUUAUCGAAACUUUCAUUACGAAAACGUAUUACCAUUCUAAAAAAUGAAUGGUGGUAUUGGGAUGACAUUAAUCAACCAGAAUUAAUUAGUGAAGUACCUACAAAAGAAACUAACAUUGAAGAAGAUAAAUCAAUUCUAAUUAAAGAUCAAGAAAAUGAUACUGAAGAAAUUUUACAAUUAUUUAGUACAAACCCAGAUGAAUUAGAUGAUAUAAUUUGUUUAUCAGAUGUGUCUACAGAGAAUAAUGAAACACAAUCAUCUUUAAAACAUACAUCAUCUGUUUGUUUUCAUCCAUUAACAUCAUAUGAAGAAGAAACAAUAAUUCGUGAAAUGAUUUCCUCAUUCGAUAAUUCAUUUUUAGCAUGUCGUUGUCGUGCUGAAAAAGAAUAUUUACUUUGUAUUCAAAAAAAUUUUCCAUCAACAUCAAUUAUUUCAGAACAUUGGUUCUAUCUUUUUCUUUUUCGUCAUUGUGAAAGAUUAGCUCGUACAUUUCCGAAAUGGAUUAAUGAUAUGAAGCUUUUAUUAGAACAAUCUCCACUUCUUUCACCAAUGCAUCAAUCACAAAUACAAUCACUUAUUAUUUUGUUUAAACAAUACUGUAAUAACCAUCAACAACAGUAA